GUGCUCCAACUCGUCAGGUCGGUCUGCUGCUAUCAAUCGGCGUGUGAAGCGAAAUUUCGUGUAUUAAAUUCCGCGUUUUCUAUGCCUAGCACCCCCAUAACAGUUAAUUGCCUGUUGUUUGUUGUUGUUAACUUUUGUCAAAACAGACGUUUGUUUUUAAUCAGUGCGCGUUUUUAUGUCUGGUGCUAGUAAAAGUGCCGCAAAAAGUUUUAAUAACAAGAGUUUUUGGCUCGCAGUGUUUUAUAAACUGUAAUUAAAUAAUGCGCCUUCGACUGGUGCAAAGCAAAGGCAAACGGCAAAACUAAUUUAUGGCAUUAAAAAUGCAUAUUUUCUAGCAGUUGCCAGUUUUUAUCAUUUGCCAACUGCUAAAGGAGCUCGCUCGCAGUCGCCGUAAUAGCAGCAGCCGCUUUUCAGUUGCGGCGCCCCAAAAGUGUGCAGCACAUUCACUGCCUGCCACACUGCCACAUUUGCCUCAGUGCAACUGCAACUCAGCGAGCGCCAUCGCCAGCGCCAGUGCGUGUGUGUUUCUGAGUUUCUUUAGUUUUUUUUUCUACUUUUCGCGUUCGCGUUCGGCUCUAGUUUUUAUUUUUUCUUGCGCGAGCUAUGUGAGCAGCUCAUGCAGCUUAAAUUGGAUUUGGCUGGCACAAAGCAACGUUAAAGCAACUCAGCCUGAAAUUUUUUACUUAAGCCAGGCCCGCCCCGCCCCGCCACCCACGUACAGUCGCUUUCUUUUGGAAGCACGCGUAUCCUGCCACACACUUGUGCGCCCACUGCUCAUCAUCAAACGUCCAGGACUGGGAGACUGGGAAGCAAGCAGCACAACAGGACUCAAGCAGCAGCCAGACUCAGCAGCAAUAACGCAUGAUAAUUUACUGCUCUGGCCCUGGACUGGCAACGAAAUGGCUUUCCUAUGUAUAAAUCUUGCCACACGCACAAUGAAAUGGCGACCAAUGGUGAUAUGUCGAUGAUCUCGCCGCCAACUUCUUCCAUUUCAAACGAUCAAGAUCCGUUUGGACAGCUGCCACCGCUACCACCGCCGUUGCGUUCCACCCAAGUGCUUCAGCCAUUGAGCGUAUUUCCAGUGUCCAAUUUGAGUGAAGAUUCGUACGAUUAUGUUUUUGGUGGUCGACACAAGACUCCGCCCACAUCAACGUCAACACAACUCAAGCUGACCUCGCCGCCCGUGAGACUGCGACCCGAAGACGCCUAUCGAGGUGAGAACACAAACAACGGCCGUUUCUAUCGUCAUUCCUUUAGCUAUGCCCCGAAGCGUCAGCGCCAUGCGAGUCGUGACGAUCGUGAUCGCGAGUCAAGAUUAAGAUGUCAUGGAGAGGAUGAGGCAACGUUGCGCCAACUGCUGCUCGAUUUGCAAAAGCAAGUUAGCGUGAUGAGCAUGAAUCUAUCAGCGAAACUCGAUGAACUGCAGCGAGGCGAUCGACACCUGGAGACGACAGUCGCCUUGUGCGAAAUCCGCACACAGCUGCAGGAGCUGACCAAGUCCGUGGAGAGUUGUCAGAGCGAAGUAUCGGAGGUCAAACGUGACAUGGUGGCCAUUAAGCAUGAGCUGGACACAGUGCAGCAGGUGAAGGAGGAAAUUGAGGAGCUGCGCGAAUAUGUCGACAGACUGGAGGAGCACACACACAGACGGAAGCUAAGACUUUUAGAACAAGGCUUGACCUUCUUUCUGACCUACUCCAUAUUCUCGGCGGUGCUGGGCAUGCUGCAAUUUGGCUACAACACCGGAGUCAUCAACGCGCCCGAGAAGAACAUUGAGAACUUUAUGAAGGAUGUGUACAAGGAUCGCUAUGGCGAGGACAUUAGCGAAGAGUUCAUCCAGCAGCUCUACUCGGUGGCAGUCUCCAUAUUUGCCAUUGGCGGCAUGCUCGGCGGUUUCAGCGGUGGCUGGAUGGCCAAUCGCUUUGGCAGAAAGGGCGGUCUGCUGUUGAACAAUGUGCUUGGCAUUUCAGGCGCUUGCUUAAUGGGUUUUACCAAAGUUAGUCAUUCCUAUGAAAUGUUAUUCCUUGGCCGAUUUAUAAUUGGUGUUAAUUGCGGUCUCAAUACAUCAUUGGUGCCAAUGUAUAUCUCUGAGAUAGCGCCACUGAAUCUACGCGGUGGCUUAGGUACUGUUAAUCAAUUGGCUGUGACUGUAGGCUUACUCUUAUCCCAAGUGCUGGGUAUCGAACAAAUCUUAGGCACCAACGAUGGCUGGCCCAUCCUGCUGGGUCUGGCCAUUUGUCCAGCAAUACUGCAAUUAAUUUUACUGCCAGUAUGCCCCGAAUCGCCCAGAUAUUUGCUUAUUACCAAACAAUGGGAGGAGGAGGCGCGCAGAGCUCUGCGUCGCUUGCGCGCCUCCGGUUCGGUGGACGAGGAUAUUGAGGAAAUGCGCGCCGAGGAGCGUGCCCAACAGGCUGAGAGCCAUAUAUCGACUAUGGAGCUCAUAUGUUCAUCCACGCUGCGUCCACCGCUGAUCAUUGGCAUUGUGAUGCAGCUGAGUCAACAAUUUAGCGGCAUCAACGCCGUCUUCUACUACUCCACAUCGCUUUUCAUGAGCUCCGGACUGACUGAGGAGAGCGCCAAGUUUGCCACGAUAGGCAUUGGGGCCAUAAUGGUUGUUAUGACUUUGGUAUCGAUACCUUUGAUGGAUCGCACUGGUCGCCGCACGCUGCAUUUGUACGGACUGGGCGGCAUGUUUAUCUUCUCCAUAUUCAUAACAAUUUCAUUCUUGAUCAAGGAGUUUUUUGGUUAUGUACAGGAAAUGAUCGACUGGAUGUCAUAUCUAUCGGUGGUCGCCACCCUUGGCUUUGUGGUGUUCUUCGCCGUCGGACCGGGCUCUAUACCCUGGAUGAUAACCGCGGAGUUGUUCUCCCAGGGACCGCGACCCAGUGCCAUGGCCAUUGCAGUGCUGGUCAAUUGGAUGGCCAAUUUUGUGGUUGGCAUUGGUUUCCCCAGCAUGAAGACUGCUUUGGACAAUUACACGUUCUUGCCAUUUAGCGUGUUCUUAGCUAUAUUUUGGAUAUUCACAUAUAAGAAGGUUCCUGAGACCAAAAACAAAACCUUUGAGGAAAUCUUGGCGCUCUUCCGUCACAACAACGGCAGGAGUAUGCUAAACUGCACAAAUAGCUUGGAGCCACAAAGUAUGAAUUCUGGCAUCGAGCAUGCCGCAUUGAUGGUAUCUGAGGAGAAGACCCAACAUGACUCACUAUUUGGUACGACUUCGUUCUCGUUAACGGUUGAAGGUAUGGGUCCAUAUCCGUUAAGCGAUAGCACCAAUCUCUUGGGUCCAACGUCAGCAACCUAUUCAAGAGUGGGAGCCGGCGUGGCCGGCUCCUCGUCUUGCUAUACUAACUACGGUACAAAUAUGCAAACGCCAGUUCCUAACCGUAAAUGCUACUACGAUGAGUCUGACUAUGGCCGUGAUGACAACUUUCGCAGGCACUCGGCGCACGGCAGAAUGUCAUAUUCGCCAUACUUUGGGCGCAAGUAUGUGGUGGUCUCCAAGCAGCAGCAGCAGCCGCAGCAGCAGCCGCAACGCUCGCAGAGCCUGGACCAGGAUUAGCUCUCUAUGGCGACGGCAGGACACAAACAAUCGUUUGCAUUUUAGCGCACGUGUUUCGACAAGCAAUAACUUUAAAAUAACAUUGUUCAUUCAUUAAAUCAGCCAGUCGCAUAUAGUACAUACAUAAAUAUGAUUAAUGCAAAAUUACUUAAUAACUUAAAUUUGUACACUGCCAAAAAACGAAAAAUACAAUAUAAUAUUUGAAAUUGAAAUAUUUAUUUGUAAUUGGUAAGCCAAAUUGUUAGGGACACAACACACACACACUAAAGCGUUUCACAUGCGACAUGCCAUGCUACAAAAUGAAGCAACAGCAGCAGCAGCAGCAGCAUAAGCUGCAGCACAACAAGAACUACCACAACAACGACUAUUUUA
Messenger RNA from Drosophila busckii, 3928 nucleotides. RefSeq names its product glucose transporter type 1 (gene Glut1). The transcript has 17 exons. The coding region runs from base 911 to 3556 and encodes 881 amino acids. Lineage: Eukaryota; Metazoa; Arthropoda; Insecta; Diptera; Drosophilidae. Gene Ontology annotation, molecular function: hexose transmembrane transporter activity. The record is from RefSeq and is a predicted model, not a curated record. Gene Ontology annotation, biological process: monosaccharide transmembrane transport. Gene Ontology annotation, cellular component: membrane.